This is a messenger RNA of Phragmites australis (common reed), 1400 nucleotides long. RefSeq lists its product as uncharacterized. The transcript is spliced from 2 exons. NCBI's taxonomy places the organism in Eukaryota, Viridiplantae, Streptophyta, Magnoliopsida, Poales, Poaceae. Bases 253 to 1053 code for a protein of 266 amino acids. The record is from RefSeq and is a predicted model, not a curated record.
AAAAAACGAAAAUCUCCUUCGUAAACAAAUUUUGAGUCACCAAAAGAAUCUAUUAGGCAUGUCUUAACAAACGUCGGUUCGGGUCGAUUCGAAUCCAAAUCGAGAAGCAGUCGACCGUUGGAAGGAGGAGCCGUCCUCUUGCCCACGCCGCUUCAAAAGCCUCUUCCCCUGGGGGAAGAGAGAGAGAGAGGAGGAGCAACUGGGCAAGCGAACUCCUCGUCUUCGUCUGCCAGGGAAGGGAUCGACCGACCGAUGGACCGCCGGCCGCCGCUCGCCGUCUCCCCGCGCCGCCUCCGCCCACGCCCGCACCGCGUCCCCCGGCCGCCCCUCGUACCAUCCUCCUCCGUGAAGACACCGCCAGGAUCGAUCAAGAAGGCGGCGACCCCGAUGCGCGCAUCCAUCUGCGUCAUCCCGUCGCCGAUCCGCCUCGAGCCGAGCCCGAUGCGCGCGUCCAUCUCGGCUCUCCCGUCGCCGAUCCGCCCCGAGCCGAGCCUGAUGCGCGCGUCCAUCUGCGCCCUCCAGCCGCCGCAGCGCUUGGAGCCGAACCCGACGCGCGCGAAGCUGGACUUCCCUGCCUCCGCGGCGCAGUCGCCCCCCGCAAGGGCGGCCGGGAAGGAGAACCUCCCCGCCGGCGUCGUCGACCACGACGAGGCGGUGGCGCUCGACCUUGCCGCGUUGGCCAGGGCGGCCACGCCGGUUCCCGGCCCGCUCUUCGUGCGGGGCAGGCUCUACGACCUCUACUCGGCGCGGCGCAACGAGCGACUCAAGCGCAAGCACGGCUUCCCCUACGCUGGCGAGUGGGAGGCGUCCGCGGAGGCGAUGGCCGAGGACCCCUGCGUCGCCGUGGAGCUGUCCAAGCGCCGAGUCGCCAAGAAGGCCGCCACCACCGGCGCCGAGUCCGUGAGGAGGUCCAUGGCUGGCCGGACCAAUGGCCUUGGGACGAGGUCCUCCCUGAGGAGCAGCAAGGAGAUGAAGAAGGCCUCCGGCACCGUAUCGGUGGUGGCCGUGAAGGAGAGGAGGGUCAACUCCAGGUCGUCGGUUCGCAGGAUCUGAUGCUGCAAUGUCACAUCUGAAUUGUGAUCUCUCGGAGGUGGUGGUGUUCUUGGCUUCUUGCUUCCUAACACUCCGGUUAGUAAUGUGGAUAUGGUGAAACUAUCCAUCUAGUAUAUGUCAGUAAGAAAUAUUGGUAGCUACUGAGUUGAGAAGAAUACUGCUGUGGAGCUUGGAAUUGUUUUGGGGGUAAUAUUUUGCCAUACACUCUGGUGAAUAAGCUGAAUCACCUGUUAGUGAGUUCAAAAUCUUUUUGUUUGGGGGUAAUAUUUUGCCGUACACUUUGGUGAAUAAGCUGAAUCACCUGUUAGUGAGUUCAAAAUCUGGUCAUAAAAAUAUGUCAUUUUAGA